This is a messenger RNA of Vanessa atalanta (red admiral), 1085 nucleotides long. RefSeq names its product trypsin-1-like. Gene Ontology annotation, molecular function: serine-type endopeptidase activity. The coding region runs from base 271 to 945 and encodes 224 amino acids. The record is from RefSeq and is a predicted model, not a curated record. The transcript has 7 exons. Gene Ontology annotation, biological process: proteolysis. Lineage: Eukaryota; Metazoa; Arthropoda; Insecta; Lepidoptera; Nymphalidae.
AGGAUACCCGUGGGCAGCGUUACAGUUAUUCCGUCUGAUCAUUGUUUCACCCGACAAGGAUUACAGAUACAGGUAUCCACUGGGAACAGAUCAUCGAGAUUUCUUUUCGACUCUUUCUUCGGUUUGGAGGUACCUCUCUUAGAGGAGCAGAGUGUGGAAGAUGAGGACGAAGACCCUCAGGUCAGGAACUGCUCAUGCGAAUGCAGUGGGCCGAACCAGGAGAAUCGUAUAGUAGGCGGCGUUGCAGCGGGUAUCAACCGGUACCCGUGGAUGGCACGGCUGGUCUAUGAUGGUCAAUUUCACUGCGGGGCAUCAUUGCUGACGAAGGAGUAUGUUUUGACAGCGGCUCAUUGUGUUAGAAAACUUAAACGAUCCAAAAUUCGAGUGAUACUGGGCGACCACGAUCAAACGAUAACGACGGAGAGUGCUGCUAUCAUGAGAGCAGUCACUGCCAUCGUCCGACACCGUAGUUUCGAUGCUGAGUCCUACAACAACGACAUAGCUUUACUAAAACUUCGAAAACCAGUCACUUUUUCGAAGAUCAUCAAACCAGUGUGUCUCCCUCCAGCAAGUGUAGAUCCAUCAGGCAAGGAAGGCAUUGUAGUUGGCUGGGGCCGUACGUCCGAAGGGGGUCAGUUACCUGCCAUCGUGCAGGAGGUGCGUGUUCCGAUCCUAUCGCUUACGCAGUGUCGUGGCAUGAAGUAUCGAGCCUCACGCAUUACUAACAACAUGCUUUGCGCGGGUCGAGCCUCAACGGACUCAUGUCAAGGUGAUAGUGGUGGACCGUUAUUGCUACAACAAGGCGACAGAUUUCAGAUUGUGGGUAUUGUGUCAUGGGGUGUAGGGUGUGGUAGACCAGGUUAUCCCGGUGUUUACACUCGGAUAACCCGAUACUUACCUUGGUUGAGAGCGAAUUUACGAGACACGUGUCUCUGUGGUACCUAAUUUAUUUAUAUUUUUCUAUUAGCAUAUAUAAAUUAUUAUAUAUAUUCGUCUUAUCAGGCGUGAAAUAAUUAUCCUUGUUAAAUAUUCAACAUUAUUUUUGUAUAAAUGUAUUUUGACAACAAUGUUUUCAACUUUGGAAA